Molecule: messenger RNA, 4717 nt
Organism: Carcharodon carcharias (great white shark)
Lineage: Eukaryota; Metazoa; Chordata; Chondrichthyes; Lamniformes; Lamnidae
Gene: relch
Product: RAB11 binding and LisH domain, coiled-coil and HEAT repeat containing
Exons: 30
Coding region: 9-3611 (1200 amino acids)
Biological process (GO): intracellular cholesterol transport
Cellular component (GO): trans-Golgi network; recycling endosome
Molecular function (GO): protein binding
Source: RefSeq, a predicted model, not a curated record
GAAGUAAGAUGGCGGCGUCUAGUGUUAAUCCGUUCCUCAGUGACUCGGAUGAAGAAUCCGACAGAAAAUCGCGGAAAAUCAAGGAGGUCGGCGCCCCGGGCCCGCCGACUCCCGCCGCACACGUUCACUCGCUGCCCCUGUCGCCUCAGCAAGAGGCGGGCUACGGUUUCAGCGGCGGCGGGGCGAGGGAGACGGCGGCCGGGCUGCCGCUGGGGGCAGAACUGCCUCGCGUUCCCCUGGAUACCAUCGCGGCCCAGCUGCUGCGGGACCAGUACAUCCUCACCGCCCUGGAGUUCCACACCGAGCUGCAGGAGGCCGGCAGGGAGCUGCCCCGGCUCCGCGAUUACUUCUCCAACCCCGGCAACUUCGAGAGGCACACGUCCACCCCCCCUAAGGACCUGGCUCCCGCCCCCGGGCAACUCAAUCGAGCUGGCAGUAUAAGCACCUUAGAUUCUUUGGAAUUUGCUCGGUAUUCUGAUGAUGGAAAUCGGGAGACUGAUGAACGGGUGGCAGUCCUGGAAUUUGAACUACGGAAAGCCAAGGAGACCAUUCAGUCCCUUCGUGCCAACCUGACACAAGCUGCAGCCUUCACAGAAAGUGAUGUUCCUUUACAGGAACGGAAAAAUUAUAAAUCCAGCCCUGAAGUUCAGGAAGCUGUUAAACCUCUUGAGAAAAGAGCAUUAAAUUUCCUAGUGAAUGAAUAUUUAUUGAAGAUUAAUUACAAACUCACCUCAAUAACCUUUUCGGAUGAAAAUGAUGACCAGGAUUUUGAAUUGUGGGAUGAUGUUGGGUUGAACAUUCCAAAGCCUCCAGACUUGUUGCAAAUGUAUCGGGAGUAUGGAAGCCAUGCAACCGCAUCAAAAGAAAUGAAAGACGUGGCUGUUGGAGUGGAGCCAAACGAAUUGCAAGUUCUACCAAAUGUCGAAGAAUUAGCUACUUUGCAACAACCACAGUUAGAACAAGCAAAAAUAGUGCAAGAGCUCCAAGAUCAACUUAGUGUGUUAAACUAUGAGAACACAUCCCUUGCAACACAAAUCAGACAGCUUAAGAGUGAAAUAGAAGCUCUCAAGCAACAAAACUUUGCUGCUGUAGCUACUACCACUGAUAGCACGAUGCUUCCUCCGGUCACGACUGAACAAGUGCUUCAGAAUAGGCCAAUAGAUAGCGGGGAAUAUCUGGACAUCCGAAGUUUUGAAAGCUGUAGCGAAGAAAAGGAGAUCUCCACUUCUUGCCCAAUAGACACUAACACAAAUUCUACAAGUCUUGCUGUCACUUCUGUCACAGUAACAACACUAACGCCACAUAAGAAAGAAACUGAACUGGCAACAGUUCGUUCUCAGUCAGCUCGUGGGCCGGUACAGUUCGAUAAACCAAACAGGACAUUAUCACCUGCAUUUCAUCAAGCAUUGCUAUCUUUUUGUCGUAUGGCAACUGACAGUCGCUUGGGAGCAGAGGUUUCUCGAAUCGCAGAUAGUGAACAAUGUGUGAUGCUGAUGCUGGGGCGAUGUCUACCACACAUAGUGCCAAACGUGCUACUAGCAAAACGAGAAAAAAUGGUUGUACAUCUCUGCCAGGAGUUAAUUCCUCUAAUCUUGUGUACAGCUUGCCUCCAUCCGGAACCUAAGGAGAGGGAUCAGCUUCUACACAUUCUUUUCAACCUAAUUAAACGUCCUGAUGAUGAACAAAGGCAGAUGAUCCUAACAGGCUGUGUAGCUUUCGCUCGGCACGUUGGACCAACUCGUGUUGAAGCUGAACUUUUACCACAGUGCUGGGAACAGAUCAAUCACAAGUAUCCAGAAAGGAGAUUGCUAGUGGCUGAAGCCUGUGGAGCACUUGCACCCUACUUGCCUAAAGAAAUUCGCAGUUCACUGGUGCUUUCAAUGCUGCAGCAGAUGUUGACAGAGGAUAAGGCAGAUCUUGUACGAGAGGCAGUCAUUAAAAGCCUUGGUAUUAUUAUGGCAUACAUUGAUGAUCCUGAUAAAUAUUUGCAGGGUUUUGAACUACAAAUGUCUGCCUUAAAUGACCCCUCAGAGAGGGUAAUUAAUGCUACACAUCAAGUUUUCCUGCCAGCUUUUGCAGCAUGGACCACAGAACUGGGUAAACUCCAGUCUCAUCUCAUUCCGACUCUGCUAAGCAACAUUGAAAAAAUACUCAGGGAUGGAGAGCAUGGACUUGAUGAGCAUAAGCUCCACCUACAUCUUUCAGCCAUGCAAUCACUGAUUCCACCGCUCUUUGCACUCGUAUUGAAAAAUGCACCUUUCGCAAGCAAAGCAAAGCUUCAGGGAGAGGUGCCGCAGAUAGAGGUGACCAGAUUCCCUCGACCAGCUUCCCCUCUUCAAGAUGUGGCGACAAUCAUUGGAAGCAGAGAACAGUUAUCAGUGCUAUUGCAACUUUAUGAUAAUCAGCUAGAAUAUGAAGGCACAACUGGCUGGGAGAACCUUCUGUGGGUCGUCAACCAGCUAUUACCGCACUUAAUAGAAACCGUUGGUAAAAUUAAUGUUACUUCCACGUCCUGUGUCCAUGAUUUCUCCCGGUAUUUCUGGAGGCUGUGUCGGACAUUUGGUAAAAUUUUCACAAAUACAAAGGUGAAGCCACAGUUCCAAGAAAUACUGAGGCUAUCAGAAGAAGCUGUUGAUGUAUCUGCUACAGCUGGCAAUGGGGUGCUAACAAAGGCAACAGUUCCCAUAUAUGCAACUGGAGUACUCACUUGUUACAAUCAGGAAGAAGACCGGAAACUCUUGGUGGGAUUUUUGGAAGAUGUAAUGACCACACUUUCAUUAUCUCAUGCACCCCUUGAUAGUCUGAAGGCUUCAUUUGUAGAACUAGGGGCAAACCCAGCAUACCACGAACUACUAUUAACAGUGCUGUGGUAUGGAGUCGUACACACUUCAGCACUUGUUAGAUGCACUGCUGCUAGAAUGUUUGAGCUGUUGGUGAAGGGGGUGAAUGAAACUCUGGUAGCUCAGAGAGUUGUCCCUGCACUUAUCACUCUCUCCAGUGACCCUGAAAUCUCCGUACGAAUAGCUACAAUACCUGCUUUUGGCACCAUCAUGGAAACAGUAACCCAGAGAGAGCUGUUGGAAAGAGUCAAGAUGCAAUUGGCUUCAUUUCUUGAAGAUCCACAGUACCAUGAUCAACACUCUCUGCACAUGGAAAUAAUCAAGACUUUUGGAAGAGUUGGGCCAAAUGCUGAACCAAGAUUUAGGGAUGAGUUUGUUCUCCCCAACCUACACAAGUUGGCCAUCUCUAACAACCAACAAGCAGUUGACACAAAAAGACUGGACAUUGCCAUUCAACUCUUUGAAGCCUACAGUGCUCUGUCCUGUUGCUUUAUUUCAGAAGAACUGAUGGUAUGCCAUUUUCUCCCUGGCCUAAAGUGUUUGCGAAUAGAUAUGGAGCACCUCUCACCAGAGCAUGAGGUUAUCCUGAGCUCCAUGAUUAAGGAAUGUGAACUCAAGGUGGAAAACAGGAGUGUCCAAGAGCCUCAGAGCUCGAUGUCUAUUGCUGCAAGUCUCGUCAGUGAGGACACAAAGACGAGAUUCUUGAACAAAAUGGGUCAGCUGUCCACUUCAGGUGCAAUGUUGGCGAACGUGUUCCAGCGGAAGAAGUGAUUUGAAGGAAGUCUGUCCACUUACACUAAACUGACCUCUUACGGGUCAAAAUCUUGUACUUGAAGUAAAUUUUCUGCCUUUUUAAAAAAUAUUUUGUUCUAGUUAAUUAUUUUAUUCUAACUUCCAAAGAUAUUUGCACUUAAUAUUUUUGUGUGUAUAUUGCUGUUUCUUGUGUGAUGGGUGUAAAGAUGAUAGUGUCGGUGUCCAUGUAUUUUGUUGUCCUCUUUUUGCUGUAUCCAGUAUUUUCUCCUAUAUGGGCAAUUUUUUUUCUUAUUCUGCAUUGAGACUUUGAACAGUAAAUACUUGUAUUAUACACUGAAGCACUAUAUCUGUAACUUCUUGGAUAUAAUGUAAAUUCCACAUCUGUGUCAAAAUAAUGAAGUGAAAACCAUUUGUGUAUUUAAUUAUGGGGAAUCCAUUCAGACUGCUUUUAUUGACUGGAUUCUUGACUGAUGAUUAGAAAAGUCACCAGCAUAUUCCUGUGCCUUCCGACCAUAAGAAAGCAAGACUACAGCAUAAUACAUGACUUUGGAAAUUGCCGUAGGGAAGCUGUUUUGUCACUUGGUGUUUCUUUUUCAAUUUAGGACUAUUUUCUGUUGCAGUAAAAAUGACUUUUUUGUUGUAAUAAUCAGUUAAAUAGUUCAGUUGUGUUGAUGAAGAAGCCACGAUUUCUCAACUAACUUUACACUUGUAAAAUCAAGAAUGUGAAUAAGUGUGUCUGCUUUGUGAUGUUUAUACAAAAAGACAUUGCAGAAUGGCUGUGAAUAUUGAACUCCUGCAUUGCUUUUAAUUCUGCUCAAUUUUAACUGUGACCAAGGGAUGUCGGUUACACUUAACUGAACAAAUGAACCAAACGCAAACUGCAUGAGUGUACUGUUUACCUACAGUGCAAUACAGUUUUUUUUUUCAUGUAAAGUUCGGAGAUUAUUAUAUUUCACUAGCUGGAAGUUUGUGUAUUCUUAAUAUAAAUCUAUAAUGUUUAUGUUUGCGCUGGUUAUGAAAGAUUUCAUGCAAAACACAAGUAGAUUAGACAUUCAAUAAUGUAAUUUUAAAUAGUUUCUGUGAACGGUGAAUUGAAACAAUAAAAGUAUUUCUGUGCCAUGGUA